Messenger RNA from Crotalus tigris (Tiger rattlesnake), 5665 nucleotides. RefSeq names its product elongator acetyltransferase complex subunit 3 (gene ELP3). The transcript has 15 exons. Bases 660 to 2303 code for a protein of 547 amino acids. Gene Ontology annotation, molecular function: iron-sulfur cluster binding; acyltransferase activity, transferring groups other than amino-acyl groups. Gene Ontology annotation, biological process: tRNA wobble base 5-methoxycarbonylmethyl-2-thiouridinylation. The record is from RefSeq and is a predicted model, not a curated record. Gene Ontology annotation, cellular component: nucleus; cytoplasm; elongator holoenzyme complex. Lineage: Eukaryota; Metazoa; Chordata; Lepidosauria; Squamata; Viperidae.
AUUUUAUAUUGUAAUUAUGCUUACAUGCCUAUUAAUUAUUAUUUAAAUGAGUACAAAAGAAGGACUGUCCUCCCUAAAGGAGGACGAUUGGUCACCUUACUUAAAACGGCGGUUCUCUACAUGCUUACGCGAUCUAAAAAGCUAUCAGAGCCGAGCUGCAAAAAAACCUUAAAAUUCCUAGAUGGCAACAAAAUUAUAACUUUCUGCUUCCUCCUCUAUUCGGCCUCCGGAUUUUGCAGUCCUGGCCACGCGUAAAGUCCACAAGGCCAUAAGGCAGAUAGUUUGCUCAGGAAUUCUGGGAGUUGAAGUCCACAAGUCAUAAACGGCAAUCGUUCCCCAUCCCUGCCAUUAGGCAUCAAUACGCGCCCUGGCUCCGGUUGCAGCGGAAUAUGGUCAGUUCGAAGAGGCGGGACGUCUCGAGCUUUAUCAAUCCCUUCUCCUCGUGGGCGCGCUCGACUCUGUCAAUCUCGCUCAGAAAAAAAACUGCCUUCUGUUCCUACUCGGUUCCCUGUAUUUCUUUUGUUUUGCGGCACUGUCGUGAAGAAAAAGAGAUUAGCCUAGAGUGGCAUAACAGAAGCUCCUGCUUGACGGCCGGAGAAUAAAAACGGGGAGGGGAGGACUUGAGAAAUCGUUUCGCUGUCGCCAGGGUGAUCUUCGCCAUGAGGCAGAAAAAGAAAGGAGAUCUCAGCCGAGCAGAACUCAUGAUGAUGACUGUAGCUGAUGUCAUCAAACAACUCAUUGAUGCCCACGAUGAGGGCAAAGAUGUGAACUUAAACAAGAUUAAAACAAGGACGGCUGCCAAGUAUGGCCUUUCAGCACAGCCACGUCUGGUUGACAUCAUUGCUGCUGUCCCCCCUCAGUACCGCAAAGUGCUGGUUCCUAAGUUGAAAGCAAAACCCAUCCGAACUGCUAGUGGGAUUGCUGUUGUGGCAGUAAUGUGCAAACCACAUAGAUGUCCACAUAUUAAUUUCACAGGAAACAUAUGCAUAUACUGUCCUGGAGGGCCUGAUUCUGACUUUGAAUAUUCAACACAAUCUUACACGGGAUAUGAGCCAACAUCUAUGAGAGCCAUACGUGCCAGAUAUGAUCCUUAUCUCCAGACCAGACACAGAGUUGAACAACUGAAGCAGCUGGGCCACAGCAUCGACAAAGUGGAAUUCAUUGUGAUGGGUGGAACAUUCAUGGCUCUUCCAGAAGAAUACAGAGAUUACUUUAUCCGUAAUUUGCAUGAUGCUUUAUCAGGUCAUACUUCUAACAAUGUAGCAGAAGCAGUCAAGUACUCUGAGCGAAGCCUUACAAAGUGCAUUGGGAUUACUAUAGAGACCAGGCCAGAUUAUUGCCUAAAACGGCAUUUGAGUGACAUGUUGUCUUAUGGAUGUACAAGGCUGGAAAUUGGAGUACAAAGCAUUUAUGAAGAUGUGGCCAGAGAUACUAACAGGGGCCAUACAGUAAAGGCUGUGUGUGAAUCGUUCCACUUAGCCAAAGAUGCUGGGUUCAAGGUGGUAGCACAUAUGAUGCCAGAUCUCCCCAACAUGGGACUUGAGAGAGACAUCAACCAGUUUGUGGAGUUUUUUGAGAAUCCUGCCUUUCGCCCAGAUGGCAUGAAGCUAUACCCAACACUUGUGAUCCGCGGCACUGGCCUCUAUGAACUCUGGAAAACUGGGAGGUACAAAAGCUAUCCUCCAAGCACCCUUGUGGAUUUGGUGGCAAGAAUUCUUGCCCUCGUGCCUCCCUGGACUAGAGUGUACAGAGUACAAAGGGAUAUCCCAAUGCCUUUAGUCACUUCUGGAGUGGAACAUGGUAACUUGAGAGAAUUGGCUUUGGCUAGGAUGAAGGACUUAGGAACAGAGUGCCGUGAUGUGAGAACAAGAGAAGUUGGAAUACAAGAAAUACAUCACAAAGUCCGACCUUACCAGGUUGAACUGGUCCGGAGAGACUAUGUGGCCAAUGGUGGUUGGGAGACUUUUCUUGCUUAUGAAGAUCCUCAACAGGACAUUCUGAUUGGACUUUUACGUUUGCGGAAGUGUUCGGAGGACACAUUCAGACCCGAGUUGAAGGGUGGUGUUUCCAUUGUCCGGGAACUCCAUGUCUAUGGGAGUGUGGUUCCUGUCAGCAGCCGAGAUCCCUCUAAAUUCCAGCAUCAGGGAUUUGGGAUGCUGCUUAUGGAGGAAGCAGAGAGAAUUGCCAAGGAAGAGCAUGGCUCAUGGAAGAUAGCUGUCAUUUCAGGUGUGGGUACCAGAGAUUACUACAGGAAGAUUGGCUAUGGACUAGAAGGGCCCUAUAUGAUGAAAAGACUGGACUGACAUAGUGAAGAAGAGCUGAGGCUUUGCAUUUGCCCGUUAAGGCCAUAGCAGAAUGGAGAUGCCAUGGCCCUACUUCAAACAUUGUCUGAGCUAGCAAAACAAGGUCCAUUUAGAUCACUUGAUAUCAAAGAGAGAUUUCUCUUGAGUAUCACAUUCAAAUCCAUCUAAUGAAUUUUUUGGUCUUCCCAUAACAGGCAAAAAAAGAGUUGACCAUUACAACAUUUCUUUGAUUAUCAUUUACGAAUGGGUAACAGCCUGGAAACCUUCAGGGUUUCAGACCUAUGGUGUCAUAAGGUGCAACAUAGACUGCCUUUUUCAGCUGCAGCUAUUUUUAACAAAUAGUAUUGGGCUUUCUUUUGGUUUAGUCUAAUGUUAAGUGACAAUUGGCUCUUGUGCAAGAUUAAACUUGCCACUUUUAGUAUCUGCAGUGUUAGUAUGACCUUCAAUUGUUUACUUGAUACUCUCAUAGUAUAUUUGGCAUUACAGAUAAAGUUUAUACUCCUAGUUGCAGAUAUACAAGAGAAAAGGCAUCAUCCCUUCUACAAAGUAAAAGUGCUCUUGUCAAUUAAACACAGGUUUUGAAUUCACUGCUUAUUUUGCCAUCUGUAUCCCACCACUCUAAUAUUUAUGCACCAGUGUGGUUCACAAAAGCUUAAGACCUCCAUGCUGCAUUAAACUACAGAAUCAUUAAACUGUAUUUAAAAUCCAGUGGAGGGGACAAUAGAUAAAUGAACUUAAACAGUCUAUUAGCCUCUAGAUAAGAUGGGCAGCAUAAAAAUCAAAUAAAUAUUAAAAAUCUUUUCAGAAUCAAGGUGGAUUUAUCUAAAUGAGGAGAAAUUACUGUAAAUCAUUCAAAAAUUCUACUUUGAGUCAAUAUUCUAAAAUUUUACAAUGUCAGAUUUUCACUGCUUUGGCUUUGCUUUGGUUAGGAUGCAAAUGGAGCUAGAAUUUUGUACCAAGCUACAAAUGAAGCAAAAUGACUGCAUCCCUUCUAUUUCAUGACAGGUUUCCGUACACGUCACUUUAAUAAGAUUCUCCCUCAAAAUAAUUGCAUGGAAGGUUUGAGUUUAGUCCUUGGCAGUAUCUCUAAUCUGAAAGAUCUCAGGUCAAUGGACUGGGAAAGGCCUCUCUAUUAAGACCUUGGAGGUCACCAUGAUAUUGCAAGCGACAUUUCUAACAUCCUGUUGUUCUCCAGUUAAGAUGCAAUCAUAUCUCCCAGAAUUCCUGUGGAAUGUCUGGUUGGGAAGGUUGAUGGACCAAAGAUCUAACUCCCUUUCAGACACCAUCAGAUGUGUCCAUAGCCUGCCAUAUGCGUGGGUACCUGGCACUGGAACAAGUUUCUUUCAGGGACUCAAGUAUCUCCACUAGGAUCCUUCCAAUAACUCCAAUAAAUUGAGUUUAUUGUACAUUUACUCAGUAAAUCGAGUAAAAACACUAGGGUCAUUAGAAGAACUCCAGUGGAGAUACUUGAGUCCCUGAAAGAAACUGACUUGCAUUUCCCCUACUUCUUGCUUCUCCAGAGCUAACACCUUCAUGAUUUAUUUCUAAUUUCUUGAUAAAGAAAAAGGCUUUAUCUGCAGUGUAAUUGAUAUGGGGCUUUGACCUGUUUGCCGUUGAGGAGUCAGCAGAGAGGAAAGCAUCCUUUUCCUUCCCCACAGAAUGUCGAGGUUGCCAUUUGGUUCAAGGCAGUGGAGUGAGGCCAUGCGUUGGGAGUAGGUGAACAAAGAUGAGGCAUUUCCUCACAGUCUCACUCAGCAGUUCCUUAAAGGGUUUGAUUAUGUGGCCAAAUAUAAAUUUUAAAAAGCUCCAAAUUUCAACACAGUCACCACAAAUGAUAUUUUUUUGUUUUUCUGCGGUUGGAGAAAGAAAAGGAAAGGAGACAAUACAAAUCCCAGCUGUAGUGUCAAGAAAAGCACAUUAACCUGGUCAUGAAGUCACCAGGAAUCAAGUUGGAUUCAAAGGAAGUUUGAAGGUGAAGGAACUAUCUCAGUCAAAGCCAGGGAUAGCACUUUGGUAGGGAGCUUGCAUGAUGAAUGAUGUGUGUGAUCCUCUCUGUGCUUAUGGAACAAGACAGGAUCCCUUACAACAGAGUUCCACAACCUUUAAGAUCUGUGGACUUCAACUCCCACAAUUCUGAGAGUUGAAAUCAACAGAUCUUAAAAGUCCCCAAGGUUGAGAAAUACUGCCUUAAGAUGAAACAUCCAAUGGAGAACCCAAACCUUGAUUCUGUGCCUAAACAAAGUGAAAAUCCCCAAGUUCCCUUAUUUAAGUUCAACUGAUACAACUUUCAGUUGUGACCAUUCUGCAAAUGUGGAAGUGGUGGACACAGAAUUAAAUUUCUUAUAAACCACAUGAAAGAAUCAGAUAUUUGAAACUAUGUGAGCAAACAUUGCUGAGUAAACUUUGCAGCAGUGAGAGGGAAGAUCUUUGCAUUUGAUCAAUUUGCAUUUGACAAACUACCAAUAUUGAUACAGAUUUUCUCUAUGAGUAGCCAAAAUCUUGAAUGAAUUAUGUAAAAUGAACAAUCAUUAAAAUGCUUUAAAAUUCCAUAAAUUAUACUGGAUGGAGUUUGGACUUUCUUAAAUCCAGACCAAAAUUUAUUGGGUUAAAUGUUGAUCUUGAAAGCACAAUACAAAUAUUAUAGAUCUUUGCUACAAAGUUGUAGUUGCCUGCAGAAUUAUUUUAGCUAAUAAGGAUUUAAAGAAUUGCCAUGACUACAUGCAAAUCCUGAAAUUCUUAUAAUCCUACUUCAAACCACUGACUGCAGUGGCAAACAAUUAAUGCCUUUCUCUUCCCAGCUAUCCAUAAAACAACCCCAGUGGGAAGCUGAAGCUUCAGUAGGACCAACAGAGAUUGGAGAAAAUUAAAGCAUGUCUGAACCAGCCAAAUAGCUCUCAACUUUUCAAAAUACCAGCAAUGACUAGUCUUCUUCUGUCAGCCUUGGAGCAAGGCACGGGGCACCUGCUUGUGUAAUUUAAAGUGCCACCUGCCAGGUUUCAUAAAAAGCUGCAACAAGAAGUGCUUUCUUCUAGCUGUGUAUGAUUUGCCUCACAGGGCUGAGAAUGAAUGUGAUUUGCUACUUGUUACAAUUUCUGCUUUUUUUCUGUGCUAAAGCAGGGUAGUCUAUAAUAUCGAGUCAAGAUAAUGGCCUUUCAACCUGGACCUUAAUUUUAAAAAGAAAGAGGUUCAGAACUGAAUGAGUGUAGAGGAAGAAAUGUUUAGCACAAUUCAGAAAAGGGGAUAGACCAGAUGCAAAGGUUAUGAAAAUUCAGUUCCCCCAUGUUGGUGUGGAGCCUGCCAGGCCAAAAAGUCUUGGGAUGCUGCUGUUUUUUAAUUAAAUGCUUGGCAUGUAUUUCUUUGUA